GAAGAAGUGGGUCGAGCGUCUGGGGGAAGAAGAUGACAGGGCGCGCAAAAAGAAAGCCCAAAUCCCUUCAGGAGUCGGGAGAAGGAAACGGAGAAGUGAAGAAAGUGCGUCCGGAUGAUGCGAAGGCCACGCGGCCGUCCGAGGCGUCGCCGCAGCGACGUGACGAGAUGCUGCGGCUCUACAAACUGCACAUGCCCGAGGACCUCUACCAUUUCUGGGACUUCUGCGAGGAAAUUCGCCCAGACAACCCCUGUGGUGCCCUGCAAGACACACUUGGUUUGCAGCUGGUUGGUCCUUUUGAAGUCUUGGCAGGAGCUCAUCGAAACUGCAAGAAUGCUUCUGCUAACUUCCACCUGCACUGGAGAUAUUUCUACGACCCGCCCGAGUUCCAGACCAUUCUACAAGGCAGCCAGGAAAGCCAACAUCAUAUGGGCUACUACAGAGAUAAUCCCGACUCCCUUCCCUCCUUUGUGGGCGAGAAUGAAGCUAAGAAGGGCUGCGCUAUAACACAGAUGGGCGACAACGUGUUUGCCGCCGUCCACCUGUUCCUGCGAAGGAAGAAGAAGAAGAAGGAGAAGGGCAGGCAGAAAACGGGGGAAGAAGAUUUGGAAAGGCUGGAGACAAAACUGAAUGAGCGAGCGGAGACUCUCAACUUGUCGCUAGAGCAGAGGACCAAAAGCAUGAAGCAGCGGGACAAGAAGGUUGUCACCAAAACAUUCCACGGUGCUGGAAUUGUCGUGCCCGUCGACAAGAACGAUGUGGGAUACAGAGAACUUCCAGAAACCGACGCCGCUCUGAAAAAGAUCUGCAAGGCCAUCGCCGAAGCUCAGAACGACGACGAGCGCGUCAAAGCCUUCCGCCCGCUCCAGGAGAUGAUCACCUUUGUCCAGUUUGCCAACGACGAGUGCGACUACGGCAUGGGCUACGAGCUCGGCGUGGACCUUUUCUGUUUCGGUUCCCACUACUUCCACAAGGUUAUCAAGCAACUUCUGCCCAUGGCCUACAAUUUGCUGAAAAGGAAUUUGUUCGGAGAGAUUCUGGAGGCGCAUCUCGGCAGCCGUCGCCGCGACAACCUGGACCAGCUCUCGUCCGGUUAAAUGAGUCACGAUUCCAGUCGCUAACAGUCCCCUGCCACGUGAUCUCUCGUUUCGUCAACCCUGGUUGCAUCGGUGCUGCUUUUAUGAAUAGUUUCUGUUCAGUUUUUGUUUUGUUUUUGUUUUUUUUCUUCCCCCCCUCUCCAAUGUCAAAUAAAGUAUUUUUUUAUAUUUUUAA
Messenger RNA from Phycodurus eques (leafy seadragon), 1272 nucleotides. Its product is annotated as histone PARylation factor 1. The transcript has 8 exons. Gene Ontology annotation, biological process: regulation of protein ADP-ribosylation; DNA damage response. The record is from RefSeq and is a predicted model, not a curated record. Bases 33 to 1097 code for a protein of 354 amino acids. NCBI's taxonomy places the organism in Eukaryota, Metazoa, Chordata, Actinopteri, Syngnathiformes, Syngnathidae. Gene Ontology annotation, molecular function: histone binding; poly-ADP-D-ribose binding. Gene Ontology annotation, cellular component: nucleus.